Messenger RNA from Penicillium bovifimosum, 1479 nucleotides. Its product is annotated as glutamine synthetase family protein. The transcript is spliced from 5 exons. NCBI's taxonomy places the organism in Eukaryota, Fungi, Ascomycota, Eurotiomycetes, Eurotiales, Aspergillaceae. The coding region runs from base 1 to 1479 and encodes 492 amino acids. Gene Ontology annotation, molecular function: glutamine synthetase activity. The record is from RefSeq and is a predicted model, not a curated record.
AUGUCGGACCCCACAUACACCGAGGUCACAGCCGAGAAUGUCGCCGAAGUCCUCAGGGAUGACACGAAGGUGAAAGUGGCAGGCGUGGAUAUAGAUGGUAUUCUGCGUGGUAAACUGAUGAAAAAGGAUAAGUUUUUGUCCGUCGUCACUGAGGGGUUUGGAUUCUGCUCCGUUAUCUUCGGCUGGGAUCAACAUGAUGCGACGUAUUACAAGGAGCUGGCCAUCAGCAAUAAAGAAAACGGAUAUCGCGACCUUGUCGCUGUUCCAGACCUCCGCAGUUUCCGUCGCAUUCCAUGGGAGAAUAAUGUGCCCUUCUUCCUCGUCAGUUUCCUGGAUCCAGACACGAGGGAGCCGGUGUGCGCCUGUCCACGAGGAUUGAUGAAGACCGCAGCUGCCAAAGCCGAGGCGGCAGGGUAUCGGGCCAUGGCAGGAGACUCGUUCUAUCCAGCUGAAUAUGAGUUCUACCAAUUCCGCACUCCGGGUGAUCAUGUCAGUCCUGAGCGGGCAGCAUCUGCGACAGCUGGUUUCCUCAAGUCAAAUCCAGCGGAUGCAUUGCCUUCGAUAACUGAAGGCAUGUUUGGCUAUUCCAUCACGCGUCCCCUCCACAAUCAAGAUUACUAUUAUGGCAUAUUCGACGCCUGCGAGAAGUUCCGAUGCGACAUCGAGGGGUGGCAUACCGAGAGUGGACCCGGUGUCUUUGAGGCUGCAUUACAAUUCGGCGAAGCAAAGGAUAUGGCCGAUAAGGCAGGGUUGUUCAAAUACGUCGUCAAAGCAUACGGAAUCAAGCAUGGCAUCACCCCAUGCUUCAUGGCUAAACCCCGACAAGGCCUGCCGGGAAACAGUGGACACAUGCACAUCUCACUCGUCACCGCAGAUGGAAAGAACGCCUUCAUUCGCGAUUCACCCGAUCCAUCCCCGCUCUACCCCGACAUCGCUCAUCUCUCCGAUCUGGGUCGACACUUCCUGGCUGGUCUUCUCGUCGGUCUCCCGGACAUCAUGCCGAUCUUGGCCCCGACCAUCAAUUCCUACAAACGACUGGUGGAAAACUUCUGGGCGCCUGUCACGGUCUCGUGGGGUCUGGAGCACCGAGCUGCCUCUAUCCGCCUGAUCACUCCCCCAACAGCAAGCGCCAAAGCGACUCGAUUCGAGGUACGCGUGCCGGGUGCGGAUACCAAUGCGCAUCUUGUCCUGGCGGCUAUUCUGGCAUUGGGAUGGCGAGGAGUGGAACAGAAGCUCGAGAUUCCCGUGCCGCCUCUAGCCCGCGGUGAAGACAUGGGUGGCGCCAGCGACCAGGGUGCGCGGUUGGCCAAGUCUUUGAAGGAGGCAAUUGUUACAUUUGCACGACCGGGGAGUGUCGCACGGGAGGUGUUUGGCGAUUCAUUCGUUGAUCACUUCGCUGGGACUCGGGAACACGAGGUGCGCUUGUGGGAAGAGGCGGUUACUGAUUGGGAAUUGAAGCGGUACAUUGAGACCGUGUAA